Moesziomyces antarcticus is the source of this 1353-nucleotide messenger RNA. RefSeq names its product ubiquitin-like polyubiquitin-binding protein. The transcript has a single exon. Gene Ontology annotation, cellular component: cytosol. Gene Ontology annotation, biological process: ubiquitin-dependent protein catabolic process. The record is from RefSeq and is a predicted model, not a curated record. Gene Ontology annotation, molecular function: polyubiquitin modification-dependent protein binding. The coding region runs from base 1 to 1353 and encodes 450 amino acids. Lineage: Eukaryota; Fungi; Basidiomycota; Ustilaginomycetes; Ustilaginales; Ustilaginaceae.
AUGGCCGACUCAUCGGACGCUGCUUCGCAGCUCAAGAUCAACAUCAAGGGACCCUCGGACCUGAAACUGAGCGUCAGCGUCUCGACGGAUCAGACCGUGCGACAGCUCAAGGAAGAAAUCGAAAAGCAGAAGCCCGACACACCUGCAGAUGCACAGAGACUCAUCUAUGCCGGCAAGGUGCUCAAGGAUGACGAACCGCUGAGCGUUUACAAGAUCAAGGACGGCAACACUGUCCACAUGGUCAAGUCAGCAGCGCGAUCGGCCCCCACGACGGGCAACCCAUCGGUUCCGGGAACGGCACCUUCGGCGACCGGAUCGUCCGCCUCGAACAACGCUGCUGCCUCUCAAUCGCAGGGAGUGCCAUCCAACUUCUCUGCCGGCCAGAACUUCACCAACAAUCCGCUUUCGGCACUCAACCGCGCCGACUAUGCUGGCCCGCACAUGGCCAGGCUGCUCAACGAGAGCGGUGGCGCCUUCGGAGGCAUGGGCCUCAACCCGCGUGAUCCCAACAUGAUGAUGGGACUCAUGCAGAAUCCCGAGGUGCAGCGUCAGAUGCGUGACAUGAUGUCGCGACCCGAAUUCAUCGACCAGAUGGUCGCCAUGAACCCGCAGCUGCAAGGCAUGGCGCCGCAGAUGCGGGAAAUGAUGCGUUCGGAGCAGUUCCGCGAGAUGAUCACCAACCCCGAAACCAUGCAGAGGAUGGCGCAAAUGUCGCAGCUCAUGGAGGGUGCUGGAUUGGGAGGCAUGGGUGGCAUGGCAGGACUGGGCGGGCUGGGCGGGCUCGGUGCUGGUGGAGGCGGAGGCGGAGGUAACAACGGAGGUGGUCAGUGGCCGCCGCCCGGUGCCUUUGGCAAUGCUGGUGACUCUCAAAACAGUGGCUCAGCAGCAGGUGGCAACUCGAACUCGAACAAUGGCAACGGCGGUGGCCUCUUCUCCGGAAUGGGCAAUGACAACAGCAACGGACGCCGGAACGGCCAGGGCAACACGGGCAUGUUCAGCGGCAACUUCAACGGGCUCGGCAACACGGGCGGCGCGGAAUCAGGCGGACAGGCCCCACCAAACCCGUUCGCCGACCCUUCUUUCCUUCAGCAGAUGUUUGGCGGAGGAGGCGCUGGAGGCUUCGGCGGUCUCGGUGGACUGGGUGGCCUGGGCGGGUUCGGCGCCGGCGCCCAAGCACCGCGAGAUUCUCGUCCGCCCGAGGAAAGAUUCGCUUCACAGCUCGAGCAGAUGCAGGCGAUGGGCUUCUAUGACGGCCAGGCCAACGUUCGAGCGCUGCUCAUGGCUGGAGGCAACGUGGAAGGUGCCAUCGGCAUCCUGCUCGACAACCCCAAUCCACCGCCACGGGGCAACUGA